ACCACUUGCUCGUGCAGUCGUGUCUCAUUCCGGUCCCCAAUACCUUACACCGACCUAAAGCCCAAAACCAGAGGGCUUGAAGGCUUCUCAAUUCUUCCUCUUCCCUUUUAAUACACUCCUUCUACUUCUUCAUUCUUCUACAUCUUCUCUGCAAAUGCAUCUUUGAUCCAAAGUUUAAGCUCUCGAGGCUGGUAAAGGACUAAAGCCAAGGGUUGCUUCACCAGCUACAACGAUGUUGCUUCAUUUUUUCCUAGCUUCCUUUGUGUUCCUCAGCUCUGUCAAAGAUGGGAGUGCCAGGAUCACAAGCUCUUUCGUUCGCUCAGAGUAUCCAUCCGCCGACAUCCCCCUCGACCAUGAAGCAUUUGCAGUUCCAAAGGGUUACAAUGCACCUCAACAAGUACAUAUCUCCCAAGGUGACUAUGAUGGAAAAGCAGUGAUCAUCUCCUGGGUGACAACUGAUGAACCAGGAUCCUGCAAAGUGCAAUAUGGAACAUCAGAGAACAAACUUCAAGAUUCUGCAGAUGGCUCAUUUACAAACUACACUUUCUAUCAAUACAAGUCUGGUUUCAUUCAUCAGUGCCUUAUUGAAGAUCUUGAGUAUGACACUAAAUACUAUUACAGAAUAGGAAGUGGUGAUUCUUCUCGAGAUUUUUGGUUCAAAACACCUCCCAAAGUGGGGCCAGAUGCUCCCUACAAAUUUGGAAUCAUUGGUGAUUUGGGCCAGACAUUUAAUUCGCUUUCCACACUUGAUCACUACAUUGAGAGCGGAGCUGAGACUGUGCUGUUUGUUGGGGAUCUUUCUUAUGCUGAUAGGUAUCAGUACAAUGAUGUUGGUCAGCGGUGGGAUACAUGGGGCCGGUUUGUUGAAAAAAGUACAGCAUAUCAACCAUGGAUUUGGUCUGCUGGAAAUCAUGAAAUAGAUUACAUGCCCUAUAUGGGAGAAGUUGUUCCUUUCAGGAAUUUUCUUAACCGAUUUCCUACUCCUUAUUUGGCCUCCAAAAGCAGCAACCCCCUCUGGUAUGCAAUCCGGCGUGCAUCUGCUCAUAUUAUUGUCAUAUCCAGCUAUUCACCUUUUGUGAAGUACACACCUCAGUGGACUUGGCUCAAAGAUGAGCUCAAGCGAGUUGAUCGGGAGAAGACACCUUGGCUCAUUGUUCUAAUGCAUGUGCCACUCUACAACAGUAAUGAAGCGCAUUACAUGGAGGGUGAAAGCAUGCGAGCAGCUUUCGAGAGCUGGUUCAUCGAUCAUAAAGUUGAUGUGAUCUUUGCUGGUCAUGUUCAUGCUUAUGAAAGAUCGUAUCGUUACUCCAAUGUUGACUACAACAUCACCAGCGGUCACCGGUAUCCCGUACCGGACAAAUCAGCACCUAUUUACAUAACAGUUGGAGAUGGAGGAAAUCAAGAAGGUCUUGCUUCAAGGUUUACCGAACCACAGCCUCAAUACUCUGCGUUUCGAGAAGCCAGCUAUGGACACUCCACUCUGGAGAUAAUGAAUAGGACCCAUGCUGUCUACCACUGGAAUCGCAAUGAUGAUGGCAAGAAAGUCAAAACUGACUCAUUCGUGUUGCAUAACCAGUAUUGGGGAAGUCAUAGGAGAAGAAAGCUGAACAAGCAUCUUCUAGUGAGGCUAUUUGAUGCAGAUACAAUUACCACCAUCUAAGAGAGUAGCUUGAAGAAUGCAUGUAUUGGGGGUAGUGAAGAAAAAGUGUCAUAAACGCUCGCUCACUAGUAUAUUCUGCUCAAUAGUUUUGGGAUGAGUGAAAUACAGGUCUCUGGAAAUGUAAUAAGCGUGUGCUUAUCAUGCUAAUGAUUGUUAGAUCACAAGAUUGCAGCUGAAGAGGAAAAAGCUUAAACCAAAUUAAUAAAUAGUGUGUACCAUUAAGUAGAAGGAUGAUCAAGUCACCAGUCCGAGACUUGUUUUCAUUAAUGUGUUGCUAUUUGGAGAUGAGGACUGAGGGAUGGAGGGAAAAUAAUCAACGUUAUGCGUCAAAGUAUAAUUACCUUACUUCAAGUGUAAUGUAACGGGGACGUGCAUAUAAAAUUCAAUUCAACUGCUUUUUUUAUUA
Molecule: messenger RNA, 2066 nt
Organism: Arachis duranensis
Lineage: Eukaryota; Viridiplantae; Streptophyta; Magnoliopsida; Fabales; Fabaceae
Product: bifunctional purple acid phosphatase 26
Exons: 10
Coding region: 233-1660 (475 amino acids)
Molecular function (GO): acid phosphatase activity; metal ion binding
Source: RefSeq, a predicted model, not a curated record